Messenger RNA from Drosophila obscura, 3315 nucleotides. It is a transcript of the gene Lgr1, whose product is annotated as lutropin-choriogonadotropic hormone receptor. Gene Ontology annotation, biological process: G protein-coupled receptor signaling pathway. The transcript has 17 exons. Gene Ontology annotation, molecular function: protein binding; protein-hormone receptor activity; G protein-coupled receptor activity. The record is from RefSeq and is a predicted model, not a curated record. Gene Ontology annotation, cellular component: membrane. The coding region runs from base 653 to 3052 and encodes 799 amino acids. NCBI's taxonomy places the organism in Eukaryota, Metazoa, Arthropoda, Insecta, Diptera, Drosophilidae.
GGUUCGUGUCGUUUCGUGUCGUUUCGUUUCGUUUCAUUUCGUCUCAUUUCGUCUGUGCUUAACCUGGCUUCCGGUUUGGAAGCAACGCUAAUAUUCCAUUGGUGUAGCUCGGCUCGGGGCUUCAACAGGUGCACAAGAGUCGCGUUCUGCCAGCGGGAUAGGAAAGCUAGUGAAAUUGCGGUCCUUUAAAUCUACGAGCAUCUCCAUGAUUACCCGCUUAAUUUGAAAGUAAUUUAAUUGCUGAGCAUCUGAGGAAUUCUUUGUGCAAUGAAUUGUUUACACCCAGCAAAAUAAACGAAGCUGCGAGUGGAUUCAGGGGAAAGUGUGUGUUAAACAUUACCAAGCAACCGCCUGACCAGAUUAACUGAAAAAAAGUGUUUUCAAUACCAUUACGACGGAAAGGCAUCAUAAUUCUAUAUUUAAUCGCCCAUGUGAUGGUGCGCGUCAUAUCAGUGGAAUAAUUUAUUACAGAAUCCAGCGCCGCCUUUCAUUCAUAGGGCAGAGCGGAAAUUGUGAGCUUACCACAAGAUGAGCAAACGGAAUCAUUCCAAUUAGAGAGGAGUACGAGUCAAUGACAGAUUGAGACAGCGAGGAAGCCAUGCGGCUCCCAUUACGCUCUUAGGAUCUGACGGAAGCGACUACUUACAAAAACAUGCCGAGGACGUGCCCGUCAAUUGAACUACUCUUCCUGCUGCUGCUCCUGCUGCUGGCAUUGCUCUGUGGCCAACAUCACCCAUACGCCCUGGAGGUGGAGGGGCCCCAAGAGAGCAACUGCCACGACAGCCACAACGGUUUCGAUAUCUAUCCCAAUCCCAACGCCAACGCCAACGCCAAUCCAAAUAUCAAUCCCAAUCCAACUUUGAUGCCAGCGACCCUGACACUGACACUUUCGCCCUCGCCCUGGAAGUGUUGCUGCUGGAAUGCAUCUAAUCAAAGCGAAGAGGUUGAAUGUCGCUGCGAGGGAGAGGACCUCACUCGUGUUCCCCAGACGCUGAAGCUCCCCAUCCAGCGGCUAACUAUUGCGUCUACGGGCCUGCCGCGCCUCCGUUCCACGGGACUGAAGGUUUAUGCCCCCACACUACUUGAUGUAGCCUUCACCGACUGUCUGCAGCUGGAAUUGAUACAGAACAGCGCUUUCGCUAACUUAACGCUACUGCGAACAAUCUACAUUUCGAAUGCACCCAAACUGUCCUUCCUGUCUAGGGACGUAUUUGCUGGCAUUUCGGACACAGUUGAAAUAAUACGCAUCAUAAACAGCGGGCUAACCAGCGUUCCGGACUUGAGUCACCUGCCGCCGUAUAACAUUUUGCAAAUGAUAGAUCUCGAUAAUAAUCAAAUCACUCGAAUAGAUACUAAAUCCAUAAAAGUAAAGACUGCCCAAUUCAUUUUGGCAAACAAUGACAUACGCUACGUUGAUGAUUCGGCUUUCUUUGGCUCAAAGAUAGCCAAGCUCUCUCUGCAGGAUAACCGAAAGCUCAGCGAACUGCAUCCGAAUGCAUUCCAUGGCAUUAUAGACAUAACAGAACUCGAUCUCUCUAGUACUGCGCUUGUGGGCCUGCCAUCAGCUGGACUCCAGACCAUCGAAGCAUUGUACAUCCAGAACACGCACACUCUGAAGACGAUACCCUCCAUAUACAACUUUCGGAAUCUGCAGCGGGCAUACCUCACCCACUCGUUCCACUGCUGCGCCUUCCAGUUCCCUUCGCGGCACGAUCCAGAGCGACACGCCCAGCGUUUGCGGGAGAUUGAGAAGAGGCGGGAGCUGUGCAACAGCGAGCGCAUAGCUGACUCAGACAAAACCGAAAAGGCGGUGACGGAUGCGGCCCCUAGCCUCUACGCUUCCUUCGACUACAUGGCGGAUACGACCAUCAACCUGGGCCAAUUCCACGAGCAGAUCACCAUUAAUCCGGACGAUGGACAGUCGGCCGAGUACUGUGGAAAUUUCACAUUCAGGAAACCUAAUGUGGAGUGCUAUCCCAUGCCCAACGCUCUGAAUCCUUGCGAGGAUGUGAUGGGCUAUCAGUGGCUGAGGAUCUCUGUUUGGAUAGUGGUCGCCCUAGCGGUCGUGGGCAACGUGGCGGUGCUGACAGUAAUACUAUCGAUUAGGCCCGAGUCGGCGUCGGUUCCGCGCUUUCUCAUGUGCCACCUGGCCUUUGCUGACCUCUGCUUGGGCCUCUACCUGCUGCUGGUUGCUUCCAUCGAUGCCCAUUCCAUGGGGGAGUUCUUUAACUAUGCCUACGACUGGCAAUACGGGGUGGGCUGCAAAGUAGCCGGAUUCCUCACGGUAUUCGCAAGCCAUUUGUCGGUAUUCACACUGACCGUGAUUACUAUCGAGCGCUGGCUGGCGAUUACACAGGCCAUGCACCUGAACCACCGCAUCAAGUUGCGCCCGGCGGCGAUAAUCAUGCUGGCCGGCUGGAUUUACUCCGUGCUAAUGUCCUCGCUGCCUUUGUUUGGCAUCAGCAAUUAUUCAUCGACCAGCAUCUGUUUGCCGAUGGAAAACCGCGACGGAUACGACACUGCCUACCUUAUUGCCAUUCUUGGGUGCAACGGCGUGGCCUUCUCCAUCAUAGCCGUGUGCUACGCUCAGAUCUAUCUCUCGCUAGGCCGCGAGACGCGUCACGCCCGCCAGAAGAACCCCGGAGAGAUGAGCGUCGCUAAGAAGAUGGCACUGCUAGUCUUUACCAACUUUGCCUGCUGGUCCCCCAUUGCUUUCUUUGGCCUCACCGCCCUGGGUGGCUAUCCGCUGAUAAAUGUAACAAAAUCCAAGAUAUUACUGGUAUUCUUCUAUCCCCUGAACUCGUGUGCGGAUCCCUAUCUGUAUGCCAUACUAACGUCGCAGUAUCGCCAGGAUCUGUUCACACUGUUGUCGAAAUUAGGUUUCUGCCGGCAGAGCGCUUUAAAGUACAAGCACAGCUCCUCCACCCACGCCACCUCGCGCUUCACCAUCCACGGAUCCAUCCAGCGGCACGGAUCACUCACCUGCAAGAUGCAGCCGGUGCUGGGCGUGGAGACACAGAGCAUGCUGAAGAGCAGCGAGGAUUACGUUUAAACUGAAGCUUAUGUAUUCUGAAUACAAUUCUCUUCUACCUGUUGUGAUAUAUGUAUACAUUUAAUUGUAAUUUUUUAUUUACGCUCUCUCCAUACUAAUUACAUAUGCUACAUUAAGUUUUUGUUAUCUGUGCCAGUGCAUCACAUUAUUGCAAUUGUUCUACCCACUAGGAUUGUUCUUUAAGGUUCCUUCUACAGUUACGCCUAAGACGACGAGUAUUUCAAAAGAUUUCAAUGAAUUAAACUUUAAAUAUACACAACAAG